Messenger RNA from Fonsecaea nubica, 1068 nucleotides. RefSeq lists its product as hypothetical. The record is from RefSeq and is a predicted model, not a curated record. The transcript has a single exon. NCBI's taxonomy places the organism in Eukaryota, Fungi, Ascomycota, Eurotiomycetes, Chaetothyriales, Herpotrichiellaceae. Gene Ontology annotation, biological process: exonucleolytic trimming to generate mature 3'-end of 5.8S rRNA from tricistronic rRNA transcript (SSU-rRNA, 5.8S rRNA, LSU-rRNA); nuclear polyadenylation-dependent rRNA catabolic process; U5 snRNA 3'-end processing. Gene Ontology annotation, cellular component: cytoplasmic exosome (RNase complex); nuclear exosome (RNase complex). The coding region runs from base 1 to 1068 and encodes 355 amino acids.
AUGCCUUCUCUCACCAAUUCCCUCCCUUUUUCGCCAGCCGAGCUUGCUUAUCUACAUACCUCUCUAUCCUCGAUUCCUCCUCUACGGCCGGAUGCGCGCCCUCUGUCGACCGACUUUCGAGCAUUGAGAGCCGAGACGGGUGUGCUCCCUGCUGUGAACGGCAGCGCACACGUCGGGUUCAGUGAUGGCCGCGAAGCCAUUGUCGGCGUCAAACUCGAGGUGGAAAAGACUGUCGCGGGGAAUCGCGUAACACAAUCUGAGGAUGGCGUGAUGGACGUUGAUGCAGAUGACCAGUCCCGGAACUCUGGUAAAAAACGUGGAAAGGGAAAGCCGGAGUGGGUGUCGCUGACCCUCACACUCCCUGGCCUCCGAGAUGACGAUCCAAACUUGGUUUUCCUGGAGGAGAUGCUUCGAGAACCACUGGCGCUGUCCUCUUCGACAACCGCUACGUCGCUGCAGGACAGCUUGAUCAUCAAUUCCCGAUGGCACUGGCACGUCUACAUCGAUGUCCUUUUGAUUUCACCGAAUGGGCUCGCAAGCUAUCCACUCCCGCUGUUGAGUAUGGCGACACAUUUGGCAUUGCGUGACACGCGUAUUCCAAAGCUCAAGAGCGAGGGAGAAGAAGACCCUAUUGCAGAUGACGAUUGGAUGGCGAGCACAUACCUUUAUCCACGAACCACACCGCUCGGCGCAAAACCUCCUGUGACUCUUCUUGUCGUUGUGGUCGGCGAGAAUAUCAUUUUCGAUCCCAGCCGAGAAGAGCUUGCCGUUGCGGACAGUGUCAUCGCCGUCAGUGUGGGAAACACAUCGACGGAUGGGGAGUUGCAACUGCUGGCGACACGGAUGAUCGAUACUCCUGCGAGGGAUACCAUGAAGGGCGUGCCAUUAUCCGGCGAGACACAAGAAGGAGUCGAUGUGCCUGGUGUUUGGCGGCCGAGGAUUGGCGGCGUCAAGAGGAAUCUACUCAAGAAGGUGGUCAACGCUGUGCUUGCCGGAGAUGUUGCUAGAGAGGUUAUGAGCGGCCUGGAUGGGUUUCUGAGUGCUGAGACAAGUGCAAGCAUGGGAUGA